UCAAGAUAGUUUUUUUUUUUAUUUUCUUUUUUCUUGCCCCACCGGUUUUAUCGAAGCAUGCGGUGACACAGUGAAAAACUAUUGUAGUUGUUAAGCCCUAGUGUGAACUAUGGAGUUGCAGGCGUGCUGUUAGAUGGUGGUAGGUCAAGCAGCUGGUUGAUGGGAAAGAUACAUGGGAGAAGACUAAGGGACAGAGGGGAAGUCGUUUUAUUGAGAGUGUUCGGUUGCUGGAGCAUUAGGUUACUGACUCGUAACUUGUUCCUCAAGUAUUUCAAGAUUCAUAUUUGGAAUGAUUCAAUAAUGGGGUUGUGGGGAUAACCUUGUUGCCUCAUCUUAAAUGGAAAGGGGGAAAAGUAAAAGGUGCUUAGAUGGUUCGAAGUUUUGAGGGAUGGAGUGUACGAGUUGAAGGUGCUUUCUUCCGACCAUUUUGUUUUGGUGUUGGGUACUCAGCCCUAACUGGUUUUAGCAUAGAUAACAGAGAAACUGGGAUUUACAUGCCUUUCUUUCUGCGGGUAGCAAUGGUUGAAGCUUUGAUGGGGCUCUCUGUGUUGUGAUUUUCCAAGCAAGGACGGUGGUGCACAAGUUCUUCCUUGCUGGGCAUCUGUUGUGCUAUGGAGUGGAACUUUAAGAAUUCCUUACAGUGGGAUUGGGAGAACUUUGGUUUAUUUAGUGGAAAAGAAAGCGAAAUUUCGAAAUCUACAGAACAAUCUGAGUGGAAGGCUGAAGGUGGAUCAAUCAGCAAUGGCUCUCUGUAUUCAUGCGGCAGUGGCACCUGUUCUGGGUCUGAACUGGGCAAUGGUUCGUCAAAGAAAUCAGUCCCAACUUCCAUCAGCUUCUUAUCAAAGACGGGAAAUAAAACAUCAGAGGGUACCUUAGAAGCUCUCCAAGUUACUCUUAAUAACCAAAUCAAGAGUAAUCAAAUGGCUCAAGGAGAAGAUCGAAGGACUUCCCCUGUGAUUGUUGGAUGUGUUAGUUCUGGGGAGCCACCAAUAGGUCUGAAACUUGGCAAAAGAACUUAUUUUGAAAAUUUAGGUUCUGCAAACAUUAAGAACUCUUCAGUUUCUUUGACUCCACCAGCUGCUUCUAUGAAGAGAUCUAGGGCAUCACAUCAGGCUAUUCAGCAUACUUACUGCCAGGUUGAGGGCUGCAGUACUGAUCUAACUUCUGCAAAAGAUUACCAUCGCAAGCACAGAGUUUGUGAAAAACAUUCUAAAAGUCCGAGGGUAAUUGUUGCUGGUCAAGAACGUCGUUUUUGUCAGCAGUGUAGCCGGUUUCAUGAUUUAUCCGAGUUUGAUCAGAAGAAACGGAGUUGUCGUCGACGCUUAUCUGAUCAUAAUGCGCGGCGGCGCAAAGCACAACCUGAAACAAUCUCCUUCAAUCCAUCAAGGCUUCCUCCAUCCUUUUAUGAUGAAAGACAGCAGAUGAACUUUUUUCUGAAUUUAGCUCCAUUUAGUCAUGUAAAACCUUCUACAAGCACUUUGUUGGAUCAGUCAAAUGGCUUCAGCCUUUCAAUAAGAAAAGGAUCUUGGCUUAAGACAACCAAAGCAGGUGUUGAGGGACAGUUAAAUUUGCCUGUGAUGGAUUUCUCUAAUACAAAUACGGCUUCUCGUGAUGAAUUUAACAGGUUUAUGCCAUUCAAGUGUACCGCGAGUGAGGUCCUUAAUCAAGAUCAGGAAGCUUAUGUGCAUACUUCUAACUUGAAUGGAGCACCGGAACUUCGGCGUGCUCUCUCUCUUCUGUCAAGCGAUGCCUGGUGCCCGUCCAGCACGGCGCAAACCAAUAUGAACCAGUUAGCGAAUGCCGAUCCCAUAGUCACAUCUCAUCUUCGAGCUCAGCUGGCGAACUCGGCACCUCAAUGUUGGCAGGAUGAUAAUUCUCUGCCUGAGCAAACACUACCUUUCAACUUACAUGGCAAUGGAACUCACCUUCAGGAUCUGCAACUCAGCAAAGCUCCAUAUGAGACCUCCUUUUAUGAAGCCACUCAGGUUUUCUCCAAAUCAGAUGGCCAUUUUCUGGAGUUCAAGACUUGAGAAGGUUUGUAAUUCCAUAUGGUCUUUUAGAUUUUUGCUUGAUUUUCAUACAUAUCACUUAAUUCAUAUGUAUAUUUACAUAUCCAUCACCACCUAAACUUCAGUUUUCCUACAUUGAUGUCACCUUGCAUAUGGAUGAGAAGGGUCUAAAUAUCCUAGUUGUAUUAAUGUAAACGGUGGAGUUUAGAUAUUAGGUAUGUAAAUACAUGGGAAUUAUCAUUUUGAAAAGAAAAAAGAAUUGAUUUUAAUAUGGAUAUAUAUGGAUCAAAAUGCAGGCAUAUUGUAUAUUUGCAAAUUUCCUAUGUCCUGAAAAAAAAAAAAGAAAUUGCAAUUACUGACCCAUUGAAGAUGGUGAAUAUCCUAACAUUUAGCUCAUGAUUUUGCUCUCCCUCAAGCUGAUUGGAUGGAAAUCAGAUUAGUGAUAGAUAUCUGCUUAUGAUUCUGCAGCUUGCCUUUGCUCCAUAUCUGCACAAGUGACCAAAAAAUUUCAGUCAAUUUUCUGUUAUUUUGUUGCUGUUUUUUUUUUUUUAAUGCUGAUAUAAAAUGAAACCUGUUGCAAUUUGAAUUUUUAGAUGUAAAGGCCAACAUAAUCACAUGGCAUCAUCAUGAGAAAAUUAACAGGAAUGUAUCAGUGUGACACUUUAUUAUUAUUUUUUUAGU
Messenger RNA from Phalaenopsis equestris, 2690 nucleotides. RefSeq names its product squamosa promoter-binding-like protein 12. The transcript has 5 exons. The coding region runs from base 612 to 2030 and encodes 472 amino acids. Lineage: Eukaryota; Viridiplantae; Streptophyta; Magnoliopsida; Asparagales; Orchidaceae. Gene Ontology annotation, cellular component: nucleus. The record is from RefSeq and is a predicted model, not a curated record. Gene Ontology annotation, molecular function: DNA binding.